Messenger RNA from Didymosphaeria variabile, 1155 nucleotides. RefSeq lists its product as uncharacterized. The record is from RefSeq and is a predicted model, not a curated record. NCBI's taxonomy places the organism in Eukaryota, Fungi, Ascomycota, Dothideomycetes, Pleosporales, Didymosphaeriaceae. The transcript has a single exon. The coding region runs from base 1 to 1155 and encodes 384 amino acids.
AUGUCCAGCUCUUCCACUAGUCUCACCGUCCUCAUCACAUCCGCAACCGGCACCCAAGGCACCGCCCUGGUGUCUGCCCUCACAUCUCUCUCCUUGCCUAUCUCGAUCCGCGCCCUAGUCCGCGACCCCUCCUCCCCGAAAUCUCUCGCCCUUCUCGGCCUUUCAAACGCACACACCUCAAUCAUCCUCACACAAGGCGACUUUUCCUCCCCCGCAAGCCUGUCCCGUGCCCUCGUGCCGGAUGAAGAUGGAAGGGUCGUGGACGCCGUGUUCUUGAACACAAAUCCGACAUUUGGCGACCCGGAAGAGGAGGUGAGGCAUGCGAGGAGUGUGUUGGAGGCGGCGAGGGAGAAAGGGGUGAGGCAUGUGGUGUAUACCUCUGUGGUUGGGGUUGCGGAUGCUGAAGUGCGGGAAAGGAUUGGCGGAAUGCCGGGAUGGGUUAACGCUGAGGCAAUGUCAUUACUGGGCGCUGCGGAUGGGCCUGGGAUUGAGGCGGUGAAGAGGCGUUCGAAGUUACUGACUGUGGGGGAGAACAAAGUGGAAGGCGGGAUAACGAGGGAGCUAUUGAGGGGAUAUUUUGGCGCGAAGAUGGGGAUUGAGGGGUUGGUCAAGACAUGGGGAGGUACUGGAACGGGAGAGGGCGAAAAGAAGACGUGGACCAUCCUUCGUCCGGCGUGGUUUAUGACUAAUUUUCUGCCACCGGCAAAUGCGAGUUACUGGCCUGAACUCUCUCCCUCCAAUCCUGUCCUCCGCAGCGCCAUCUCGCCAAACAUGCGGAUGAUGCUGGUUGAUCCGCAAGAUAUCGGGGCUGUGGCCGCACGGGCACUGCUAUCACCCUUCGUACAGGACCUUACUCCUUCAUUGGUGAAGAAGACGAUCAACAUAGGAAGUCAGGCACUCACACUUACGGAAGCCACACGUAUCUUCUCCAAAUCAGCGGGCGUCCAAGUCAAAGUGGAGUUUGUGGACGAGGCAGAAGCAGCAAGAGAAAUACGAGAAGGCAAUAUCCAGCGAGAUGCACAAGCUUGGUUCAAGACACUGCAGGAAUGCUUCGAGCCGGGAGAGCUGUUUGAAAUCAUUAAGCGGGAGCCGAAGACUUUUGGGGAGUUUUUAGAGGGGAGGAAGGAGGAGCUGCAACGAUUCUUUGAACAGUGA